Molecule: messenger RNA, 2523 nt
Organism: Glycine soja
Lineage: Eukaryota; Viridiplantae; Streptophyta; Magnoliopsida; Fabales; Fabaceae
Exons: 12
Coding region: 151-1812 (553 amino acids)
Source: RefSeq, a predicted model, not a curated record
UCUUCUUUUUAAGAAACUCUAUCCCUCGUAUAUUUAUUCCAAUGGAAAAGGAAGCAUCUAUAUUCCUUCUUCCGGCGUAGUUAACUAAACCCCUAAAAACCCCAUCUCAGUGCCGCAAGCGCUGCUCACUCCCAUUUCAGAGCGAUCAAAAUGGCAGCAAAGAAAGCAUGGAGAAUCAUUCCGAGACCCCUCCUAGAAACCAUCCUCAACAACCACGUGCAGCACCACCGCGUCCCUCAACUCCUCCUUCUUCACGGCCCCAGAGGCGUUGGCAAAACCACCCUCAUUAACCAACGUUUACUCCCAGAAUGGAACAAAGGCCCUCACAUCACCGGUUAUGUCGACUUUGCCGAAUCCAUCAAAGCCCAUCACGGCCCGUGGGCCUCGUGGUCCACCUGCCCUUUGCCGGUCCUCUCCGAAUGCCGCAAAACCCUUGAGCAAUGCCUGGAGUCCAUGGCCGAGAAGGGCGUCCGUGCAGGCACCAUCACCUCCCAACAAAUAUUCGCUACCCUCAACAAAUGGCACGGCCUGACCACCGCCCUCCGCCGUGUGCUGCAGGGCAAGUCCCGUGUUCCGGACCGGGCUUCCCCGUUGGUGUUAUGGGACCGCGCUGUGUUCGCCAUGUCUGGUCAAUGCACUGCUUCUGAGGUUCGCCGGAUAUGGGGACUUGGGGAGAAGGAGAAGAAUGACUUUUCCUCUGAGGAGGCUUCUUACUUGAAGGAGUCGGUUGCAGCACUGAAACUUGCAAAGAAGGUAAUCGCAGUUCAGCAAGGAUGGAGGGCCAAUGCCAUUGCUCACAUGAAUCGGAUUGGCACGUUCUCGAGGACUUUAACACAUUCUUGUACUGAUUGGCCUUGCUUGUUGCUGGAGUUGUUGUCACAAGCUGCUGAAAUUGAUCAUUUUCAGCCAAAGCUGGUCAUUAACAACAUUGAAGUUCUUAAGCAUGCCGCUGAAAAUGAUGAGUCUUCAGUCAGUGGACCCCUGUAUCAUGAUAGUCUGGUAUGGAGAAUAAUGGCUUUGGGUGCAGAUAAGCUUUGUCUACCUGUUAUCUUGGUGACAUCUGAUAGUUACUAUUCAUAUGAAGCUUUCUUGGAGUUUGGAUAUAUGGAGAUAUUUAUCUCACGUGAGACAUUUGGAUGGACUCCACAAGAAGCCAAAAUGCAUUUGGUCACUGACUAUUUUAGUCAUUCAGAAUGGAAAGUGAUUGCUGAGGUACUUGGGCCAAACCCUCGACAUCUAUUUGAACUUUAUGCACUUAAACAAAGCAAUUAUUACCAGAAACCAACAGAAGACAAGGCUAGUACUUUUGUGGACAUCGUAGAUGCAUAUAUAGCAUACUUGCAAAUUACUGUUGUGAACCCUGCUUUGGAUGAAGCAUUGGAGAUCUUGCAAAAAUUUGCAGUUGAUGUAUACAAUGGAAAGGUUUCAGAAGACAGAUUACGUUUUGGUGCACCAUGGAGGCAUCCGCCACAAAUUGACGACCCUAAGUUGCGCAUGGAAUGGGCAAAACUUCAGUUAAUGGAUUUUGUUCAGUCUUUGGCCAAUACAGAAUUUGGGGUCAAUUACCGAAUUGAUUAUAGUGAAGAAAUCUUUGAUGAUCCAUCCACUUUUGCAUUGUUACAGGUGGGUUUGCUUUAUGCUCAACGGGAUCCACCAUUCCUUCGUCCCAUAUCUAAGGGGAUACAGAGGUGUCUAGUGAGAUGGCUUGCACAGCAGUGGAUGCAGCUGAAUUUUCACAACUGGAUUCAUUUUGUGUGGCACAGAAUGAUACGCGGACGCUAUUAUCGCCAUUUGAUGGUACAAAGAGCAUGAAAGUAGGUCAAUUACUGAUAGGAGAUCCAGUUUGAGAUAUUGUCCCUUUCUUGGAGGAAACUUAUAUCUUGGAGAAGUAAAACACAAAAUGUUGUAGCUCGAUCUAGUGCUGAAGCUGAAUCGAGCUAUGGCACAAGGUAUUUUGUGAAUUGUUUUGGUUGAAAAUCAUCAUAGAAGAGAUUGAAUGGGAUGGACCUAUGAAGCUCUACUGUGAUCAUAAGUCAGCUUAGCUUAGUUCAGAAUCCUGUUCAGCAUGAUCAAACAUAACACAUUGAAGUGGAUACACAUUUUAUCAACAAAAAGCUAGAUAGUGGUUUGAUUUUGUACUCUAUAUGUAACUUCACAAUGCCAACUUGCAGAUGUUCUUACUAAAGGAUUGUGCAUUCCAGAUUUUGAAAAAUAAUAUGCAUGUUGGGAAUGGAGAACAUCUAUUCUUUGGCUUGAGGGGGAGUGUUGGAAAUAUGAGUAUUUAAUGUUUAUUACUUUUCCAACUAGCCUAGAAUUUUGUUGAGUGCAAUGUAUCUUGGGAAGUUGUCAUAUUUUAAUUGUUCUCUUGAAAAUAGUAGUUAUUUACUAUCUAUGUAACCAUUCUGAUUAUAAAUAAAUCAAUCUUCUGGGGGGAAGAAUUACUCAAGCAUAUUCAGGAAAAUACAGUCUUUGUUUUUCUCUUCAUAAAUUAUGUUUCUAUCUUCUCACACGCUUUAAAGAUGA